AUGCAGUACAUACAGGCUAAAGCAUUUGAAAAAUUGGUAAAUGUACAUGGCCACAUGAAGAUAGUUGUCAUCCCAAAUAGAAUCCCCAGAUCAUCAACAGAUAUUCUCCAGGCAUUGGCAAGCACUGUUGGGAGUGAUUCUUCAGGUCCUCAUUACAAGUAUCAUGAUGACCCAUAUUUAACUCCAGCCUCCAAUAUAGACAAAAGAUCAUACUCUCUGUCUAAAGAGUCAGGAAGGAAAGCUGCCAGAUGGAUACUGAAUACUCAUGGUGAACUUUUUCAACAUCAACCAGAGGAUCCUGUCAUUGAGGCAUUUUACCCAAAAAUAACUUUCAGUGAAGAAAGCAAUGUCAGUGAAGCCACUUUGGAAGAUUUGAUCCAGAAAUGCUUUGUUAGUGAUGCCAUUCAAGUAUAUCAAAUAUGCAAGUCAAAGGGAGUAGAAUUGAGUGAAAAGAUACGUCAAGAUCUUCUUGAAUUUGUGUGCUAUUACAAUUGUGAAGACCCAUUAGAUGAAGACUGGGUUGAAGAACGGUGGUAUCGUCAAGGUGUGAUGGGACGUGGUGGCAUAAAAAAAACUUGGAAAGACAAUGGAUUUGCUGAGGAAUUAUUUCAGUCAUUAGAAAAUAAAGACUCUAAAGCUUUUUGUUCUCUUAUUCGUGGAAUGUCCAAUUACUUUCAGAUUGAUAAAGCAUGGCAGCUUUACCAAGAAGCACAAGAGAAAGGUAUCCCUUUAGAUACUGAAACUUACAACUCUGCCAUUCGGAUUGCACCUUUUCUUCGAGAAAGCUCAGACUUACGUUGGCAGCUCAUGAAAGAUAUAAUGAAAACUAUGGCAGAUAAAGGUAUAGCUCCCAAUCUAGGUACUCUUAACAGUACUCUUGAGGCCCUAGUUCAAGCAGCAGGGUGGCGAAAUACUCGUGACAUAAGUCUUCAAACGUUUGCAGAGUUUUGUAGUCUCGGAAUCAAGCCUUCUCUUGCUACAUACUACUACUUGCUUCUUAUUCACUGUAGAGAGAGAGGACCUGUUAGCAACAUGCUGAUCAGCAUCUUACAUCAAAUUGAGGGGAAAACUUUUGAAAUUCGAGAUAUGAAAGACACCUUUUUCUUUGUCACAGCAAUGGAUGUUUGUUGCAACCACCUGAAGAAUUUUACGGUUGCCCGACAUGUUAAUGAGGUAUUGCACACUGGAGACAAUUACCGUCUUAUUGGUGACUCAUACAAGGAAUCCAUUUAUCAGUAA
Messenger RNA from Macrobrachium nipponense, 1239 nucleotides. RefSeq names its product small ribosomal subunit protein mS39-like. Gene Ontology annotation, biological process: mitochondrial translation. Bases 1 to 1239 code for a protein of 412 amino acids. Lineage: Eukaryota; Metazoa; Arthropoda; Malacostraca; Decapoda; Palaemonidae. The record is from RefSeq and is a predicted model, not a curated record. Gene Ontology annotation, molecular function: rRNA binding; ribosomal small subunit binding; protein binding. The transcript has 10 exons. Gene Ontology annotation, cellular component: mitochondrion.